UCCCUGCUCAGAUGCUGGGGCUGUAGGCGCCGCGCGGUCAGCUGGUUGCAGCUCGCAGGGAGGACGCCGGCGCUCGCCUUCCCUGCGCUGCCCCCGCCGCUGCCAUGAUUCCGGUGUCGCUGGUGGUAGUGGUGGUGGGCGGCUGGACUGCCGUCUACCUGACCGACUUGGUGUUGAAGUCAUCUGUAUAUUUUAAGCAUUCUUAUGAAGACUGGCUGGAAAACAACGGAUUGAGCAUCUCCCCUUUUCACAUAAGAUGGCAGACUGCUGUUUUCAAUCGUGCCUUUUAUAGUUGGGGACGGCGGAAAGCAAGGAUACUUUACCAGUGGUUCAAUUUUGGAAUGGUGUUUGGCGUAAUUGCCAUGUUCAGCUCUUUUUUUCUUCUGGGGAAAACGCUGAUACAGACUUUAGGCCAAAUGAUGGCUGACUCUUCUUAUUCCUCCUCCUCCUCCUCUUCCCAUUCUUCUUCCUCUUCCUCUUCUUCCUCCUCUUCCUCCUCCUCUUCCUCACUUUACAAUGAACAGGUGCUCCAAGUUGUGGUUCCUGGCAUUAAUUUACCCGUCAACCAACUGACCUAUUUCUUCGCUGCAGUCCUCAUUAGCGGUGUUGUACAUGAAAUUGGACAUGGAAUAGCAGCUAUUAGGGAACAAGUUCGAUUUAAUGGCUUUGGGAUUUUUCUCUUCAUUAUUUAUCCUGGAGCAUUUGUUGAUCUGUUCACCACUCAUUUGCAACUUAUAUCACCAGUCCAGCAGCUAAGGAUAUUUUGUGCAGGUAUCUGGCAUAAUUUCAUCCUUGCACUCCUGGGUAUUUUAGCUCUUAUUCUCCUUCCUGUAAUUCUCUUGCCGUUUUACUACACUGGAGUUGGGGUGCUUAUCACUGAAGUUGCUGAGGACUCACCUGCAAUUGGACCCAGAGGCCUUUUUGUGGGAGACCUUGUCACCCAUCUACAGGAUUGUCCUGUUACCAAUGUACAAGACUGGAAUGAAUGUCUGGAAACCAUCACCUAUGAGCCCCAAAUUGGUUACUGUAUAAGUGCAUCAACUUUGCAGCAGUUAAGCUUCCCAGUUAGAGCGUACAAACGGCUAGACGGUUCGACUGAAUGCUGUAACAAUCACAGCCUUACAGAUGUUUGCUUUUCCUAUAGAAAUAAUUUUAAUAAGCGUUUGCAUACAUGUCUACCUGCCCGGAAAGCAGUUGAAGCCACCCAAGUCUGUAGAACCAAUAAAGACUGUAAGAAAAGCUCAAGUUCAAGUUUCUGUAUAAUACCUUCUUUGGAAACUCAUACACGCUUAAUAAAAGUGAAACACCCACCUCAAAUUGAUAUGUUAUAUGUAGGACAUCCGCUGCACCUUCACUACACAGUGAGCAUCACCAGUUUUAUCCCACGUUUCAAGUUUCUAAGCAUAGAUCUGCCUGUGGUUGUGGAGACAUUUGUCAAGUACCUGAUUUCCCUCUCGGGAGCUCUGGCAAUUGUUAAUGCAGUGCCCUGCUUUGCUUUGGACGGACAGUGGAUUUUAAACUCUUUCCUAGAUGCUACUCUUACCUCAGUGAUUGGAGACAAUGAUGUCAAAGAUCUGAUAGGAUUUUUCAUCUUGCUUGGUGGCAGUGUACUUUUGGCUGCCAAUGUGACCCUGGGCCUCUGGAUGGUUACAGCACGGUAAUAUUUGGACUCAUCUGAUAGAAUCUCUGAGUUACAGUAUAUAAUACUGAAAACCUUACUUGGUAUGAAAUAAAAAGUGAUUCCUUAAAAUUGCAUUUUAGCCAACAACUUUAAGUUCUUUAUUCAGCAUAUCCAAACUCUGGGAUGGGGGAGAAACAGAAGAAAUGAAAGACAUACUCCAUGAUUAGUUUUACAGACUGAACCUACAAACUUCAGAUGUUUGUGGAACAAUUGAAACAAGUGCAAAUUCAUAUUAAACCAUUUUUGUGUGGCUAUAUACUGUAUUGAAAUACUGUGAAGGAAAACAGAAUUGGGUAGGAUUAAUUGAGAAAAAACUUCCUGAAAAAGCAUCAUUAAUCCAGAUUUGAAGAAGACCAGGCUUUGGCCGAGUGGGAAGGUGAGCAUUUUCUUGGUCUAUAUUUCUUGUCUUUAAUCUUGUUGGAAAGUAUUUUAAAAUUCAGUGGUAUGUUGGUGGCUCAGAUGUUAAAGAAUUCGCCUGCAAU
Molecule: messenger RNA, 2163 nt
Organism: Budorcas taxicolor (takin)
Lineage: Eukaryota; Metazoa; Chordata; Mammalia; Artiodactyla; Bovidae
Gene: MBTPS2
Product: membrane bound transcription factor peptidase, site 2
Exons: 11
Coding region: 105-1661 (518 amino acids)
Biological process (GO): regulation of response to endoplasmic reticulum stress; membrane protein intracellular domain proteolysis
Cellular component (GO): cytoplasm; membrane
Molecular function (GO): metalloendopeptidase activity; protein binding
Source: RefSeq, a predicted model, not a curated record